AUCGUUAGCAGCGCCCUCAACAUUAGCCGGAAGAUGAGUGACACGCAGCUAGGUCUGCUAAAUCAUGGCAGCAUUUAUGGAAAGGUUGUCUUUUCUGCAGAAGAUCCCCACCCUGAUGAAGGCAACAGCAGAUGAUGAGUCCCCCUGUCCUGGCUACCUUUUCCAGGAGAUAGGAAAAAUCUGCCACGAGUCGACAGGUUAUGGCCAAUGUUUGCUGGAAUAUCUCCUGGAGAGACUGCAGGUGGAGUCGUGUCAUGUUAAACUGAAGGUGCUGAAAAUCUUUAUCCACCUAUGUGGACAUGGCUCAAAACAUUUCCUCACAGAGCUCAGAAGAAACUCCACCUUCAUCCAGCACGCAUCAAUUUACAGUGGCGCUCCAGAUCCCAUCCAUGGCACAGCUCUAUACCAGAGAGUAAGGAGUGCAGCACAGGAAGUGUCCCGUUUACUUUUCACGGAUGCAGUUUCCACCAAAGGCAGCAUUACUGCUCCCAGCAUGGGCCCAGCAACAGUAGGAAUGGGAUCAAUGGGUUCCCAAAGGUCUGGACUGCAGGGGUUUGGUUACAAUCCAGGGAAGCGAGGGACAGGCAGUGACUCACUGCUGGAUAAGAUCCAGAAGGCUGCAGAGGUAGUUGCCAGCGCAGUCCUUCCCCCAACUGAGCAGCAGGGCAUCAGACUGCAAGAGAGCCAUUACCGAGCUGUAGUGGCUCCAUCUGCACCCAUAGAGGUGGCGGUGCCGGCGUGCGCCUAUAACCUGCCUCAUCGCAAACCUAAGGCGACCCAGCGAUGCCCAGGGCAGGUAGGGGGAGGCUGGGAAGAGACCGACAGCAGCAACGGCUCCUCUCACAACUCGUCUCAGGACAUGGCCACCAACAGCAGAGCGUCUGUUGGCAGCAAAUCGGCAGCCAGCAGGGAGAGUAGUGGAGACCUCUCUGAAAGAACCGAAGCGUUGCAGCUGGGGGACUGCGGCCAGGAGACGGCUCUAAUCAACAGACUGACUGAAGGAUCCAAAGUUUUCCUCACCAGGGAGGAGAGUCAACACUUCCUUAAAGAGUGUUCUACUCUGAACUGUGAAGUUGUGGUGGAGUUGCUGUCAAGCAAGCUCCAGGAUCCAUCCCACACUAUUCAGAUGCGGGCUCUGUGUGCCGUCUCUUGCCUCAUGACCUCUGACCUUCUUGCUCUGGAGCAGACAUUCAGAGCUACUCAGCGCAGACUAUACCAUCUUAGCGAGGGGCCUCCAGGACCUGUAGCGAACAAAGCCACCAAGAUCCUGCGGCAGUUUGAGGCUCUGAUGGGCGGAUCGCUACACGCUUCUCGACAAGAGGCGGCGCACAGCAGCCAGGCAACGUCUAAUCAGUCUAUGCCGUCUGCAUGCUUGAAGAGCUUACAGCCAACAAACCCAGCUGACAGCAGCAGCAGCGGCGGCCCUGAACUCUGUCACCCUGAACCUGAGCCGUCGGGCAUUGACCAUCCACAGAACCUCCCAGCUUCCGCCGCUGGUCUGGAUGAGAGUUGGAGAUGCUUGACAGGAGAGCAGGUGGAUAAAAUGGCCAAAAGUAAGGCCCAGUCGGUUAGAACUGCUGUGGCUCCAGAGCCCAUCAGUGAAGGAAGUUCCUCUGAACCCGUGAGCGUGGCGGCCAAUCACAGUAGCCUGUCUCUGUUCAGUGGGAUGGAGCUGGUGAUGAAGGGGGGGCCGCUGCUUGGAAGGGACGUGUCGCACACAGAGCCUGACAAAACGGACAAGAGUGAGGCUCAAACUGCACCUAACUGUAAAAGUUUAAGGAACUCCUCAGUGGUUUGGAAUGAGAAUAGAGAGGAUGAGGAGCAGGAGGAGGAUGAGGAGGACGCUCCUGCCUCCUCUGAUCAGAGCAAACCUCAGUCAGCUUUCUCCUUUCUCAACUCCUGACUGCAAUCUGAGGAUCAGGAGCCGCUAUAGAAAGAUGUCACCUCUACUUCCUCUUCACUAAAGAUCUGUGGUAUUUUAGCUGCCGUAAAAAACAUCCAGGCAUAACAUUAUGACCACCUCAUAUGAAAUCAUCCAUCAUGGUACCUAAAGUUGUGAUAUGAAAACGUGAAAAUGUGAUAAAGUAGGAUUUCAAGGAGGAAAUCAAUUAGCCAGCUGGAGCAGAGUGUCUUUCUUCUCCCUUCCCCAGGUGUGGUCCAGUGACCCACCCAUUGAUGGUUAAGGCUCAUCUUUAUGAUCCGACCCUAAAUCUUCUAAUCUUCUCAAGGUCUAAAUCCAGUGGAGGGUCUGUUGGACUCCUGGACCAACUGCAGUCUAUGGAGGCCACCAGAACUCUCAGUCCAGCUGUGGUCCACAUGUGAUUGAUUGGCUCUAAAGUGUCUUUUAGUUGAUGUGAGGUGGUGGAAGAGCUGCUACAAUCACAUGUUCUGUGCUUCACAGAGGAAAUAGAUUGAUGCAACCUGCAGGCAUUAGAUGUUUUAUACCAGCAGGACAUAAAAAGUAAAAGUUGCUAUAAAAAUAAAUUUUCUACCUGGUAAACUUUGUGCCACAGGCUCAUUAUUGAUCUGGCUGUUUCUCUGCUCGCAGCCGCGGACUGACCUAUGUUCGUCCCUUUUAGUCAGAAAAUCCAUUUUCUGUCUGCAGCCAUUGAGGAGCAGGCCAUAUAUGGAAGUGCUUCAUGUUUUUUUGUUUUGUUUUAUUGCACUUUAGAGUCACAUAUACAUAGAAGUCCUACUUGUUAUUUAUUUCUCUUUAAAGAUUCUAUAGUUUUCUGGCUCCAAAUACCUCUAAGGAAGCUGUCUCAAACCCAGAUUAACUGGUUUUCCUGAACCAGUUAACGAGGAUGUUUCCCUGGUUCAACGCACCAGAAAGAAAAGCUUUAGUUACAUCAUAGUUAAGUUCUUCAGUGUCCUUUUAAGGACCCUACAUUUUAAUUCCAGAUGUGUUGAAGCAGAUAAACAUCUGUAAGCUCGACAUAAGCUUUUAAGGACUGUAUUUGGACUCCUGUGCCUUAACAGAUCUGCUGCUAACAUCUUGGUGGGGUCAUAUUGUUACGCCUGAUUGGUAAAGGAUGCAGAUUAACAUUUUUCAGGCUUGUUUCCUUUAAAAAACUGCUUUUGACAACAGCUUCCACCAGGAGUCUGAGUUUGGAAAACUGCAGAAAGCACGUCUGUCCUGACAAGGAUCUGCAAACUCUGCAUGUUACAUUUUAUAUUUUACAGGAAUCAAAGCAUCAGAGGUUUUGAGAAUAGCAGGAUCUUAAGCUGCCUUCCAGUGAUGAAGGCAGCAGCGCAGGAACAGAUACUCCAAUAAUGAAGUUAGUUUUCCAGCCAUAAAGCCAGCUGGGAACUAAUGAAACAUGUCAAGCAGACCUGCUGCUUUCUUUAUCUCAGGAUUCCACUACUUUUCUGUUAUAUUUUUGGAAAUAACAACUUACACCUCUGCUGCAUGUCGUCGACUUAAAGGGAAAUCCCUGUUUGUGAUUUGCACUACAGCUACCUUCUUUUAAACUCAAAGAAAUGUCUUCCUUAUUUUUGGUAAUAAGUUAUGUAGAU
Cyprinodon tularosa is the source of this 3516-nucleotide messenger RNA. It is a transcript of the gene tepsin, whose product is annotated as TEPSIN adaptor related protein complex 4 accessory protein. The record is from RefSeq and is a predicted model, not a curated record. Gene Ontology annotation, cellular component: trans-Golgi network membrane. NCBI's taxonomy places the organism in Eukaryota, Metazoa, Chordata, Actinopteri, Cyprinodontiformes, Cyprinodontidae. The coding region runs from base 65 to 1903 and encodes 612 amino acids. The transcript is spliced from 13 exons.